Messenger RNA from Cynara cardunculus var. scolymus (artichoke), 1217 nucleotides. RefSeq lists its product as uncharacterized. NCBI's taxonomy places the organism in Eukaryota, Viridiplantae, Streptophyta, Magnoliopsida, Asterales, Asteraceae. The transcript has 2 exons. The coding region runs from base 113 to 1111 and encodes 332 amino acids. The record is from RefSeq and is a predicted model, not a curated record.
CACCAUCCCCAAUAAAGCAAGUCAGCUUUCCUCCCCAACCUCAACCUCAACCUCAACCUCACUCUUUAAUGUCACUCAUCCUUCUUCCCCUUCCAUUUCUCAGUACACCACUAUGACGUGCUUCCUCUGCUUACUCAUUUUCCUAUUUCUCACUCUCCUGCCUCUGCUGCCUGCAUUACCCAAUCAAGAUGCCGUCCAAUCCUUUCUACCAACCCCAUCUUCGCCGGCCACCACCAUCCCCGCAUUCCCGGAACAAUCCGACGCCUCCGGAUGCCCCUUAGACCUCCCCGACGAUCUCUUCACAAGCGUUAAAUCAGCUUGCACCGGCAAACAUGGCUCGGGUCCGCUUAGACGCUCAAGGUGCUGUCCAGUCCUUGCCGCCUGGAUGUACUCCGCUUACUCUGCAACCGCACUGGGCAGAGCUGUCAAAGAACCCCUUCAAACGGCAUCUUACUAUGAUCUUCCGCUCCUCCCCAACGAUUCAGAGACGUGCAUUGAUAGGCUUGAAAAUGGACUGAAGAGCAAAGGAAUAGAGUUGAUGCGAUUGAACGAGUCGUGCGACGUUGUCUACUGCGAAUGCGGCAUCAGAUUACAUCCGUUGAGCUGUACGGAAACGUUUUCGGUAAAUUCUGAAGGGGAUUUGGUUGGGAAUCCGAAAGUAAAGAGGUUAGAGAAGGAUUGCUUGAAUAAUGUGGCCGUUAAUGGCUUCGCUGGUCUCAAUGGUUGCUCCAAAUGCUUGAAAACUCUUCAUCUGCUUAACAAGGAUGAUGCUGUAAACACAAGCAAACGAGAGGAGAGACGCAGUAAAAUGCACAAUGAAGAUUGUGAGCUGAUGGGUCUAACGUGGCUUCUUGCCAAGAACAGGUCAGCAUACAUACAUACGGUUUCUGCUGUCCUCAGAGCCACGAUGAUGAGCACAGAUGGUAAUUCCAUUCCAGAGUCAUGUACCCUUAACAGUGAUGGAAUGCCAUUAGCCGUUGAUUCAUCUGAAAUCAAUAACUCUUCAUCACCCAGUAUCAUCUAUUCUCCUUUCCUCUCUUUAAUUUUCGUUUGUAUGUAUGUAUGUGUAACUGUUACUCCAUCGAUUCGCCAACUACUUCACAGCAUGUAGACUUGUGUGGUGUUUGCAAUGUGCUGGGGAUCUGUCUUCUUUGUAUUUGUUAUUAGGUGCAAGGAAAUGUAAUUCUUUGUUGUAUUUCGGAGUUCUUUUUUCCUUC